Messenger RNA from Hippoglossus stenolepis (Pacific halibut), 919 nucleotides. Its product is annotated as allograft inflammatory factor 1-like. Gene Ontology annotation, biological process: actin filament bundle assembly; ruffle assembly. The record is from RefSeq and is a predicted model, not a curated record. The coding region runs from base 113 to 556 and encodes 147 amino acids. Gene Ontology annotation, molecular function: calcium ion binding; actin filament binding. The transcript is spliced from 6 exons. Lineage: Eukaryota; Metazoa; Chordata; Actinopteri; Pleuronectiformes; Pleuronectidae. Gene Ontology annotation, cellular component: ruffle membrane; actin filament.
ACUGAAACUUUCUCACUCCACUUCCUCUUCUGGCUCGAUUUGCAAAAGCCCCAUCAAAAAGCUUUCUCUGUGUCAGUGGAGUUUCCACAGUCGCUCAGCUCUAUGCACAGCAAUGGACAGCAGGGUUCAAGGCGGUAAAGCAUAUGGCGUCCUCAAGUCUCAUCAGGAAGAAAAACUGACCUCUGUUAAUGAGGCCUUUCUUUCAGAUCCCCAAUAUGCAGAAGAGGAAGAGCUUGCCUCAAAGCUUGAAAUGUUUAAAAAAAAAUACAUGGAGUUUGAUCUGAAUGACAAAGGAGAAAUAGAUAUAAUGGGGUUAAAACGAAUGUUGGAAAAACUGGGUCUGGCCAAGACUCACCUGGAGCUGAAAAAGAUGAUGUCAGAGGUGGUUGGAGGGACGUCGAAAGACACUUUUGGCUACAAUGACUUCCUGAAUAUGAUGCUGGGAAAAAGAAAUGCAAUACUAAAACUGAUCUUGGCAUUUGAAGGCAUGGGGAAGGAACAGGAGCAGAAAGAUGUUGGACCACCUGGUCGCAAAAAAAUUUCAGACCUGCCCUGAACAAGCUCUUCAUUCUAAACUGGAAUGAGUCUCAUUGAGACUUUUUUUUUAUGUUAACUCCUAAAUGCUUUAAAAUUCAUGUCAAUAGAGGAAAAUCUAAAACUUUUUUAUUAAAUAACUGAAUCUACAUAAAAAUAUUUGUGCAUUCUGUGUUGUGUGAUUAUGACAAAAGGUUAAACGCUACAGUACCAUACUGUACCUACAACAUUGUGAUAAGUUAAACAUAAGAAUAUCAAUGUAUGUUAUAUUUGUAUUUGCUUUUUUUUGUUUGCUAACAUUUAAAUAUGUUUGUGAUGAAAUGUUUUCAUUUAUUGGAAAAAUAACCAAAUCUAUAUACAUAUAAUAAAAAGUAAGUGAAGAAAA